UUUGCUCGUCUCUCUCCUUCUCAGUCUUCUUCUUCUUCUUCCUCCUCUUCAGCAAGCCAUGGCUACCGUAGCAGCUAUCGCCGCUCGACAAGCCGCGACCACACUCCGUUUGUCAUCGUCCAGAACCGCCGGUCUAAUCCAGCGACGCGGCCUCGCCGGCGCUGCAGAUCCCCAUGCGCCGCCCAAGGUUAACUGCUGGUCCGACCCGAUGAGCCCAUCGAAAUGGAAGGAGGAGCACUUCGUCAUUGUCUCUCUGACCGGAUGGGGCGUGCUUUUCUAUAGUGGAUACAAGUUUUUCACUGGAGGCAAGAAGGAACAGAAACAGGUGGAGGCUUCAAAAUGAGGUGUUCGGAGAUUUAGAUCUUCCCCAGAACUUUGGUAAUAAUGAGUCUGCUUGGAUAUAAACUGUACCGACUUUUCAUUUUGUUUGUCUUGAAAUGAUUAAUGAUCAAUCCAUGGAGAAUGAUGAUACAUUGAUAAAAGUUGAGUUAUUAGCCAUGUUAGGAGUGUGUCUCCUCUUGUGAACACUUUUUGUAGUUAUUCAAAAUGAUUCUGAUG
Argentina anserina (silverweed cinquefoil) is the source of this 558-nucleotide messenger RNA. RefSeq lists its product as uncharacterized. The transcript has 4 exons. Bases 59 to 343 code for a protein of 94 amino acids. The record is from RefSeq and is a predicted model, not a curated record. Lineage: Eukaryota; Viridiplantae; Streptophyta; Magnoliopsida; Rosales; Rosaceae.